GCACAUCAUUAACACAGAGAGAGAGAGAGACUGCUACUACUGCAGCAGCUACAGAGGACUUUUAUCCCUGCUUAUUUGGGGCAGAAAAAGAGGUCCUCACUGCUUGACCACUGGGACUUUUAUUUUUUCUCACUUCUAUCAGUGCUGAGUGUGGCUUCUGACCAUGUGCCUGAACGCUCUAGGGAUCCUGCUGUCCUUCCUGGCUCUGUAUGGUUACAUAUGGGAUGGAGCAUCUGCUUAUGUUAUGAUGACCAAGUCCAACUCAAAUUCCAUUAAGAACGUGCCGGCUGUACCAGCAGGUCCACCAAUGAGUUACUACCCGGUCAGUGUCAGUCCGGACUCCUUCUAUGACAUGGCUAACAAGUACCAACCUCUUGAAACUCUACCGGUAAGUAUUCCUUACUCCAGCAGUCCUGUUAAUAGACUAUGUUACGGCCACUUAGAAAUGACAAAUGACUUCCUUCAAUUUCUUUUAACUCUCAGGUUUUUUUUUUAGCUGUGAUUACCAUCAGUAAACGUUAAAAUGAUUUGUGAUUGUUCUGUUAAAAUAGUUAAAAAAAAAAAAGUAAAAGAAGUUUAUGAUGCUUUGAAUCAUGUUAAAUAAUGCAGCAAUAAUGAGGAAACGAUGUAGGCAACAAAGUGUUAACCCUUUAACUGCUGAAGAUUUCUAAAAAAGUAAAAGAUGAACUUCUGUAAGAGCAAUGGACUGUCAGAUGACCCCACACAGAUAUGUGACAGCUUAACCCAGUCUUUGGUAGAUAUACUCUGUCACUGCAGCUUUUGGAGGUGCCAAAGUCCCCCAUCAUUGGUUUUAAGCUCUCAGUAGUAUAUUGCAAGCCUGGUCCUCUGGUCCCAGGGAUACAGAGUUUGGGGCACUUCGAACAAUCAUGUCUUGUAAGAGCAUGUGUUAUGUUUGCGUUCAUGGCUGUGUGUUCCCAGUAAUCUGACCCAUGCUCCGUCCCCCCCUCCCACAGCUCUAUACCUGCACGGAGGAUGAUGACUGCGCCAUGGAUGAAUUCUGUCACAACUCCAGGAAUGGGAAUCCCAUGGUGUGCCUGGCCUGCAGAAAGCGCAGGAAGCGCUGUAUGAGAGACUCCAUGUGCUGCAUGGGCAAUUAUUGCAGUAAUGGUAAGAGAGACUGUAUUCUAACUUACCAAUUCCUACCCCUGGUGCAAAUAUGUUCCAUUCUAAUGAAAGAGACUGGAGGAUAUUAGUUCCAUUCUAAAAAAAAAAUCUACUAAAUUCUCCAUAAUGAAAGAGACACCCAAGUCUAUGUAUAUUUUUCAACAAUUUUUUUUUAUUUUUUUUUAAACAGAGAUUUCGGUUACCAAUUAGCUUGAAUUUAAAUAAAACACACUCAGAAUCUCCCAUAAUUCAGUAUGCCAACAUGUAUUUUACAUUCAGUAGCAAUAUGGCCAAACCUUUCCUUAAGGCUAGAGAGGUAAAUAAAAACAAAAAAGCCCUUCAGGCUGUCAUUUUAAAUACAGACAUGUAGAAUAUAUGUAUGAAUAAUAAACCAAUCAGCUCUCUCAACAGAUAGUGCCAUACACACCUCUAGGUGAAUGCACAGACACGAUAUCUCAGGGAAGCAAUGAGUAGACAAUUAGGGCAGUUAAGUAUGUUAGUCUACUCCUGUAUAGCCUUAUAUUCAUCAAAGGCAGAAGAACUAGCAUUUCAAGUUUAUCCAACCAACAAUUUAGACCAUCUGGGGCCAUUGAUACAAUGUAACAGUAUUUAUCUUAAAAAAGGCUUAUAAGAAUAACAUUGUAUCCCAAACACAAAUACACCUGGCAUAGCUAUAAAUUAAUCAAUAGAAUCACCCUCCUAGCUAAUUAAGAUUGAAAGAGUUUUUGUCACCUCUGAAAAGCAUGGAUAAUAAGCAAUAGCCUUAUAAUGUUGUGUCUUUGAUAGUUGCUCAACCACCUGAUGGCAAGAUUCACAAAACAUUCAAAACUCUUAACUGGGGGCUCAUUGUUUUUAGCAUAAUCUUUAAAAGGGUCACUUACCACAUCAAUGGCUCUUGUUGCCAAAUACCCCCCUCUGUGAUUUGAGGAUUGACUUUGCAUAACUGAGGGUGUCUACUACCUACUGUUAAAAUGGUCGAUUUGCUCAAUUUCAUUUCUAUUUGCCCUGUUUCAUGUCCCAGGUGUGGGGAGGCAUUUCUCCCUGUGCUAAUUUAACAUACUUUAACAAAUCCUUUCACUCACUCCUAUGUGAAUCCUGAGCUAAAAUUCUCCUCUCUUCCUCUUCACAGGGAUCUGUUUACCUACGGAGCAUGAUCAGGAAAAGAUUCAAAAUCCAGGAUUAUUGGAAGAAGCAAUGCUGGACAAUUAUAACCCUGAACAUGCUACAGUGGAUACUCACACUAAAUUAACUACAUCCCCCGCUGGAAUGCAGCCGUUUAAAGGUAAGGUAUCAUUUCAGCUAAACACUAUCAUUGGGAAACAUUCCAUAAGUCUACAAUGAUGACCUUAGUAGACAAUAUAGGGCUAUAUUUAUCAAGGCAAUAUAGGAACUAUUCUAGUGUAAAGUGUUACAGUUCAGAGACAUUCCACUGAAUGUUCCUUAUUUAGAAACUCUUUUGACUCAAUAGUGUGGAAUAUAUAUUUUUUUUCAAAGAAACAUGGAACUCUUGUCAAAUCUCAAAAGAAGUUCAUCAGUUAAAAGUGAUCCUUAUCACCAAAUAGGUCUGAAUUGAGACUUCCCAGUGUUCAAUUAACGCUGAGAAUGUUUGUGUUGAUAAUAAAUUCAUGUUGUCCUCUGUCUUUUGCCUCGAUAGGAAACGAUGGUGAUGUGUGUCUCAGAUCUAGCGACUGUGCACCAGGACUGUGCUGUGCACGCCAUUUUUGGUCCAAGAUCUGCAAACCCGUCCUUGAGGAAGGCCAAGUCUGUACGAAACAUAGACGAAAAGGAUCUCACGGGCUGGAAAUUUUCCAGCGUUGUCACUGUGGAUCUGGCCUGUCAUGCAAACUCCAAAAAGGAGAAUUCACAACUGUCCCCAAAACUUCAAGACUUCACACGUGUCAGAGACACUGAAGAAAAGAAAUGAUGGACUUGUUUAUUUUUUGUUUGUUUUUUUAAAUUAAGUUAAGCUAAAACUUUGAAUGACAGAUUACUUUAUUUUUGGAUGUAUCUAUAUAUAUAUAUAUAUAUUAUCACAGUUUACAUAGAGUACUUUGGCCACCCCCUGAGCCAGGGUUAACAUUAACUUGUUUCUUUUUAUGGAACUGCAUUUUAUUCACAUUGUCUGCAGUAAAUUACUGUGUUGUAAAUAGAUAAUGCAACUCUUGUUGUAAAUAUUUAUGAAGAUCUACACAUUUUCUCUCCUAUAGACCUUCACAUUGUAUGUGUGGGAGCACCUACCCUUUUUUUUUUAAUGGUACAACGAUAGAACUUGUGUAUUAGUCCUUAUUUUUUAUUGAAAUAAAAACCUG
Messenger RNA from Pelobates cultripes (western spadefoot toad), 3434 nucleotides. NCBI's taxonomy places the organism in Eukaryota, Metazoa, Chordata, Amphibia, Anura, Pelobatidae. The record is from the annotation of a GenBank genome assembly.